Molecule: messenger RNA, 543 nt
Organism: Bactrocera neohumeralis
Lineage: Eukaryota; Metazoa; Arthropoda; Insecta; Diptera; Tephritidae
Exons: 1
Biological process (GO): DNA repair; telomere maintenance
Molecular function (GO): DNA helicase activity
Source: RefSeq, a predicted model, not a curated record
AUGGGGGGCGUGACGUUUGUUUUAGCUGGAGACUUUCGUCAAACAUUACCAGUUAUCACAAAAGGUACUCGAGCUUGCCUUAAAUCAUCAGCUUUAUGGCAAUCGAUUGAAACUCUUAAUCUGCGCACAAAUAUGAGAGCACAUUUAAGUGACAAUGACGAUAAUAAUUUCUCACAAAAACUUCUAAAACUUGGAGACGGAAAAUUACCGUCUCCGGUUGCAAUCAGUCCCCAGGUAUUGCUGGAUAACGAAUUGGGUCAAAUCGUUCAGAGUCUAGAAACUCUUGUGGACACAGUAUAUCCGGAAAUACAAAAUCUUACGGAGAGAAAUUUCAAUUGGCUCUGUUCGAGAGCGAUAGUGUCCCCGCGAAAUGAAUCGGUUAAUGAGAUUAACAAAAUUAUUAUGGAAAAAGUACCCGGUGAAUUUAAAUCUUACAAAUCUAUUGACACAGUAUGCAACAUCGAAGAUACAGUGCACUAUCCGCAAGAAUUUUUAAAUUCCCUGAAUCCUUCCGGCUUGCCGUCCCAAGAACUACAAUUAAAG